Messenger RNA from Temnothorax curvispinosus, 3518 nucleotides. RefSeq lists its product as uncharacterized. Bases 500 to 994 code for a protein of 164 amino acids. The record is from RefSeq and is a predicted model, not a curated record. The transcript has 4 exons. Lineage: Eukaryota; Metazoa; Arthropoda; Insecta; Hymenoptera; Formicidae.
GUUCGCAACGGCUCUAUUAUUAAAGCGGCUCUUAUUACUUUUAUUGCGAUCCAGGUAAUAUCGACGCGAAAGUGAAAUCUUGUUAUAAGAAAUAGUAAAAUGUAUUCGAUUUAACGCGAUGCGCGUAUUCUCAAGAAAAUUAAGAUCGUAAUAAUAACUCUAUUCGAACAGAAUAAUCUCCCUCGAAUAUCCAUCUACAAGUACAAUGUGGACUCUAAAAUUACAUUCUUUUGCCAAUAUACGUUAUUUCUGACAGAAAAUGUCGCGCGCGAGUGUUCCCCACGCGAUUUAAACCAAAAAAGUAAACUUGCGAAGUGCACAAGCUGAGAAUUCCUUGAUUUCAGUACGUUCGUUCUUUUUUCUCUCUAUUUAUAAAGCAAGAUACAUGCAAAGUGCUGAUGUGAACAAAAAAUGUGUAGAACACCGAUCAGAGGUCGCUCCAACUGCGGGGAUUAGUUUUGAUUCGCUAAGAAGAGAUCGAGGACAACGCUGAGCAAAAAUGGCAUUGACGUUAGCAUUACCGUUAUUCGGUUUAGACCCGGAGCGCUUUUCCACAUUGAGCCUGAAGCUUCUUAAUAUUGAGCGCGAACAGAACUUGAGGAGAUUGUCCGACUCUGGGCGGACUUCUCCAAGUACCGGAAGCGAGUCCAGCGGCAUCAGCAGUCUCGCAACGUCCGCCGAAUCGGCGUUGGUCGAAUUAACGCCGAUCUCAUCGCGACCGGAGACUCCCACUAGAGCACCGUGGAAGAGCCAGGAGAAGAUAAGUGCACCAUUACGCAUAAUAUACGAAGACCGCGAUAUAUUGAACUUGGGAGCGAACAUCAGACCGUCGUUCGACUGGCAAAUGAGAGAUCGAACAUUGUCUCGACACAAUCUUCCAGAUUAUAUAACUAAUCGCCUGAUGUAUCAUCGACUACGCGAGCAGCCGCCUACCAAAACUGAAACUAAACGUUGCGACGAAUGUGGAUUUUCCGAUCUAUCGUUUAUCUUUUGAUAUCGACUUAAACGUAACGAAACGAUUGACGACAACAACGUCAUGGACAACUGAAAUGUGAUAGACUGGAUAAGCGGCAGCCGGAUGGAGACGUAUCGUAAAUCGAGGAAUGUAUGAAGAUAUAAAUCUAAUGUCUAAGUUGGGAUCCUAUAUUCGCAAUAAGAAACGUGAAUAUUGAAAUAAUUGAAAUAUUCGCGUAAAUUAGUGAUUUAAUUUAGUAUUGAUGAAUUUGUCUAGGAAGAGAUAUCUAGAAUCUAAAUUAUUUAAGCGGUAUGCGUUCCCUUGCCGGAUACGGGCUGCAGUGGCCAUCAGUUCUCCUAAUUACGAUAUCGUAAGAUGUGGUGAAAUUAUGUCAGCUAAUGAGUUCUGCAUCAAAAUAAAAAUAAUUUGGACUCAUUUAACGUCUAAAUCUUAUUGUUAGUCAUUAUAUACAAUUCUACAAUUUUUGUGAUACAGUACAAAAUUAAUUAUCUACUAAAGUAAAUGUACCUCAUCUUGCAAAAUUAAUCAUCUAUUAAAGUGAAUGUAAAUAUACCUCAUCUUGCGACAUCUUUUUUCUAUUUUCAACUAUACAGCGCAUAUAUAUGUACCUAAUUAUACUUCGGACGAAUAACGAUGUCGCGUAAGAUAUCGGCGCCUUAUAAGACUAUCUGAGCAUAGAGUAUCGUGUGACUGUCAUCGAACGAUCGAACAAUAUCGAAUCUUUUACGCACGAUAUGACGAUCUAAAACAGAUUGAACGUUUAACUAGAGAAAAGACCGUAGGCUUACAACUCGCAGUGUGUGUGCGUGCGUGUGUGCGAAAAGUCACAUGUCGCCCAAAGACUUUUCUUUAUGUAUUCUUUACACAAGUUUAUUAAUUUAAACAUACAUCUCGCUAUCCUAGUGUCAAGAUUGUCAUUAUCAUCGACAAUUAUCAUUUUAUUUUUUUACAGUAACCAUAAACAAAUGCCGUUGCAUUUCGUAGAAUAUCGUUAUCAAGUGACACACCGGUAGAUGUAUUGCGUUUCAGGUAGUAUCAAGAACGAUCGGCAAUUUCUAUAAACGACCGAAAAUCAACCCUUACAUUUUCGCGGUAAUGUAGUACCUGCUCGUAGGAUAUAAAUACGUAUUUCUACGACGGCAUUGCAUAUAUACCUUGACCAUUGUUUAUAAAUAUUGAUAAACAAUAUUUUAUAUAUCCCAAUAUUGCGUUAUUAAUUAUGCUUUUACAUUAAAUAAAAUCAUAUUAAAAAAUGUUCGCGAGAAAUAUGGAAAUAACUUAGGUAUGUAGCGUUCUCUCACCCGCUGAAUCUCAUAUAUUCAGCGUUUUAUAAAACGAGAUGGAGCAACUCUAUCCCCAAGUUAAGAAUAUUUCGCAUGUCAAUAUCGCCGCGGUGCAACAUCAGCGGACCUUCCAGUAGCGAUACUUGAGCCAGGCCGAAGAUGAACGCUCGGCGAAUUAGCGCGUAAAUUCGCGCGAAAGGCAUUAGUGCCGUUUCACGAGCCGCACAAGGGGGUUGAUCGCUCGGACCCUCGUGCUUCUGCAUUGUUUCAGUUCGAGCGUAACACCCGGCGUGGCGCUGUGUGGCCGGUUCGAUCCACAAUCCCGCCCGAAACACUCACACCCCUAACGAGAAAGACCACACUCGCGAGGCUCGCGACCGCACAACACGCGCGCAUUACUCCGAUUCUCACCGACGCACACGCGUAUACACGCAUCCAGGAAAAAAUGGACAAAUUGCUAAAAGGAAAGAGAGAUAUUUUACCGUAAGGAAAUUAUCUAAAAAUAGCAAUCUCUCACAUAUAACAGCACUUUUUGCCCAAUUUUCCUGCGAUGCACGAGAUUUAUUUUAGACACGAGCGUUAUGUGUCCAUUGUUUAUUAUAAUCAUUACAAAUUAAAUGCUAAUAUUAUGCCAAAUCAUUUCUCAUUUAAUUAUCAAAAUUAAGAACGAUGAUUCCUGUCCGCCGAUUUUUCGCCUUCGGGCCUCGAUAUUUACCAAAUCCACUGGUACGUGCGUUUAUAUUGCUUGCAUGUAUUCCGCGAGCUGUGCGGGAACCUUUCAUCAGGCUGCACGCGUGCGUGUACACCGGUGCACGCGCGCGUGUGGAAGCGCCCCGUCCGUGCGUGCACGCGCGGAUGCGUGGGUGCGUGCAACGCGCGAGAGAUGCGCAGGACGACUAUUCAGAUAUUGUUGUUAUUGUUGAGGGAACAAUCGCCCGUCAAUAGGCCGCCUCGGCACAAUGUAUCUAUUCAGGUGCGGUCAGCGGUGCUCAAUCGAUCAGGAAUCCACCCUUUGCGAGUGUCGAAAAAGCACCGCGGAGACUGGCGAGAGAUUGCCGUCAGUUUCGCGAUGUGUAUCGCGGAAUUCUUUGUGCAAAAUCCCACUCUUAACUUGAGCCUGCCUAUGCAUGAAGAGAAUAGAUGUGCUUACUUUCUUCACGCUUCAGGAGACCAAACAAAAACGAUUCUGAAUAGUUUGUGCAUUUCUACUUAUCUACUUAUAUAGGACAUAUACAAAAUAUUUUAUAUCUUUACAUAUU